AUGGCAUCUCCGGUGAAGGUAUACGGGCCACCAAUGUCGACAGCAGUGUCUAGAGUCCUGGUUACUCUGAUCGAGAAAGAUGUGCCCUUUGAGCUCGUUCCCAUUGACCUAUCCAAAGGGGAACACAAGAAUCCCGAAUACCUCAAGAUACAGCCCUUUGGCCAGGUACCAGCUUUCCAAGAUGAGAGCAUCACCCUCUUUGAGUCAAGAGCGAUAUGUAGGUACAUAUGUGACAAAUAUGCAGAGAAGGGAAACAAGGACUUAUAUGGUACAGACUUCUUAUCAAAAGCAAAUAUAGAUCAGUGGGUAGAAACUGAUGGGCAGACUUAUGGUCCUCCAAGUGGGGUUUUGAUGUAUCAGCUUCUAUUUGUUCCUAAGAAUGUCAAAGACGAAGGCUUGAUAAAGCAGAACGAGGAGAAGCUGGGGAAAGUGCUUGAUGUUUACGAGCAGAGGCUUGGAGAGAGUCGGUUCUUGGCUGGAGAUGAAUUUUCUUUUGCUGAUCUUUCUCACCUGCCUAAUGGAGAGUACUUGGUGAAUGCCACUGAUAAGGGACAUCUGUUUACUUCCCGGAAGAAUGUGAACAGGUGGUGGAAUGAGAUUUCGAACAGGGAAUCUUGGAAGAAGGUUCUUGAGAUGAGGAAAAAUGCUUGA
Molecule: messenger RNA, 651 nt
Organism: Dovyalis caffra
Lineage: Eukaryota; Viridiplantae; Streptophyta; Magnoliopsida; Malpighiales; Salicaceae
Source: the annotation of a GenBank genome assembly